Molecule: messenger RNA, 1041 nt
Organism: Asparagus officinalis (garden asparagus)
Lineage: Eukaryota; Viridiplantae; Streptophyta; Magnoliopsida; Asparagales; Asparagaceae
Product: protein FAR1-RELATED SEQUENCE 5-like
Exons: 3
Coding region: 1-1041 (346 amino acids)
Biological process (GO): regulation of DNA-templated transcription
Molecular function (GO): zinc ion binding
Source: RefSeq, a predicted model, not a curated record
AUGGAUGAUUUCAUGAGGAAGAUAAAUGCACUGAUUUGGAGUAUAGAUAUAGAUCCAGCAACAUUUGAAGUAGGUUGGAAAGAUGUUAUGAAAGAAUUUAAGCUUGAAAAGAGUGAGAACAGUUUCUUUGACAAAUUCAACCGUAGAUCUGACACAUUGACAAAAUUUUAUCUCCGAUACGAGAGUGCUAUGGAGAAGCAAAGGCAUACAAAUGCAAGAUUAAACUAUGAAGGAACAAAGUCGAUGCCAAGAACGGACACGUCAUUGUUAUUGGAGAGGGAUGCAGCAGAGUUGUACACUCGAACAAUGUUUUAUGAGGUACAGAAAGAGAUAAUGUCAUCCUGUUAUGAUAUGAGUAUCAACAGUAUAUCAGAAGAAGAUGGUGUGAAGAUUUUUUCCUUAAAGGACAAAAAGAGACAUGGAAAAAUAUUUGAGGUGAAACACGCUUAUUUGAACAAUGACGUGCAAUGUACGUGUAGGCUGUUUGAGAAAAUGGGUAUAGUAUGUAGACAUGGUUUUUUUGCACUGAACCAAGCUGAUGUAACAAAAAUACCAAGACAUCUUGUUGUGAACCGAUGGACAAAAGGUGCUGAGAUGAGGCAUUCAUUGCAGUUCAAGGAAAUAUCAGAACAGUGCAAUGCAAUUGAAGUUACAAAUCACAAGUUGAAUGACAUAUGGUAUGAUUUCCAAUCCUGUGUGAGUUUGGCAGGUUUAGAUGGUGAGAGACUUGACUACCUGGAAGGGAAGUUGAAGGAGUUGAAGCACAGUUUGCGUGAAUCUAGUUGGAAAUCUGACACACAGAACAAAAAUGAUGUAAUGGAGUUUUUUGUUGGCUCAAAAAUACCAGCGGAAAUGAUCGUUAAACUUCCCAUUGAAGGUAGAAACAAGGGGUGUGGACGGAGAAUUGUUGGUGAUUAUGAGAAAUUAAUUAGUCAACGAAAGAAGAAGGUGCCAAGGCUGUGUAAUAUGUGCAAAAAAAUCGAUUUCCAUAACGCACGGACAUGCCCAUUAAAGAAAACAAUACAGCAGAGUGAUGUUUAA